AUGGAUUAUUCCUUUUACUAUCUCUUUGUUUAGUAAUAAUUGGGAUGCUAUGUUUAGAUUGUUUUUAUGGGAUUUUUGUUUCGGAAAUGCUAGGCUUUGCCCAUCAAUAGAGAAAAAGGGCAAAACCCAUUUCAAAUCCUGAAGAGGACUUUAUUGGUCACCAUGGGAUUUCCCUCUUUUGAUGGUUUUGAUCUUUUACAGGCCAUGGGCCUUAAGUUGUCCAUGAAAAGGGAACUGGGUGGGGAUGAGAUGAACAAUGGGGAUUCACAAAAUUGCUAUGUGAUGAUGAAUGAGCCGGUGGAUGCUGACAAGGGGAAGGAGCUUAUGCCAGCAGUUGAAGGGAGCACGAUGACUGAGCCUAGUUAUCAGCAUAAAUAUCCAGAGCCUUUUGCAAAGUACAAGGAUGUCGUCGAAGACAGUAAGUUGUUCAUGGAUACCCUUGGGAAGCUACAUGCAGCAAUGGGAACAAAGUUCAUGAUUCCUACUAUAGGAGGAAGAGAACUCGAUCUUCAUCAGCUUUUUGUGGAGGUUACAGCUCGUGGUGGUAUUGAAAAGGUAAUUGCAGAUCGCAGAUGGAGAGAAGUAACUGCUGCUUUCAAUUUCCCAUCCACAGCCACAAAUGCAUCAUUUGUUUUGCGAAAGUACUACAUGUCCUUACUGCAUCACUAUGAGAAGUUAUAUUUCUUUGGAUCAUUGGGAUGGAGCUCACCUACAACUGCUACUUCAGUGCCAGCUGAGAGAUCGGCUGAGGCAAUCUUGCAACAUUCUGCAAAAUCUAUUAGUGCUCGAAAACGAAGAAUCAAUGGAGAGCUUACACCUCCAGGAACUGUGAAUGUUGGCGCACAAAAGCUCAGAGGUGUCCUUUUUCACACUCAAGAACAGAGUUCAAACCGAGCAGCAGUAUUUUCAGGGAAUGCUGACUAUAGUGUUGAGAAGGUUGAUCGCCGUCGCCGCCGUAAAAAGAAGCUCAGCAAGCGUGACCCUUCACAUCCAAAGCCUAACCGGAGCGGGUACAAUUUUUUUUUCCAAGAGCAGCAUGCCAGGCUUAAACCGCUUCAUCCAGGAAGAGACAGAGCAAUCAGUAAAAUUAUCGGGGAUCUUUGGAACAAACUAACUGACACCGAGAAAUCUGUUUACCAGGAGAUAGGUGUGAAGGAUAAAGAAAGGUAUAGAAGCGAGAUGGCAGUUUACAAGGAAAGAUUAAGGACAGGUCAGGUUAUAAGCGAUGCUUCAUUAUUUGAGGUUUUUGGUGUUGCGGAAAUGUUUACAUGA
Molecule: messenger RNA, 1272 nt
Organism: Asparagus officinalis (garden asparagus)
Lineage: Eukaryota; Viridiplantae; Streptophyta; Magnoliopsida; Asparagales; Asparagaceae
Product: high mobility group B protein 15-like
Exons: 8
Coding region: 163-1272 (369 amino acids)
Molecular function (GO): DNA binding
Source: RefSeq, a predicted model, not a curated record